Messenger RNA from Penicillium riverlandense, 1617 nucleotides. RefSeq lists its product as uncharacterized. Bases 1 to 1617 code for a protein of 538 amino acids. The transcript has 2 exons. NCBI's taxonomy places the organism in Eukaryota, Fungi, Ascomycota, Eurotiomycetes, Eurotiales, Aspergillaceae. The record is from RefSeq and is a predicted model, not a curated record.
AUGUCUUUCCAAAGCCCUAGUUCAACCUGCCGCACAUCCAUCCCCAGCCUGGGGACAUUGGACGGACUGCAAUAUGAAAACGGCGUGCGGCAAUUCUGUGGAAUUCCAUAUGCUCACCUAUCAAAGCGCUGGACACGAUCAAUAAAUGACUGUCCAAGCCCCAAGAUCGACGGCGACGACAGCGACGACCUAGUUCCCGUCCCACCGGCAGCGCACUUUCCCAACCCGCCAGACGUAGAUGAACUAUCCGCUCUGGUGAUGAACAUCGUCAUUCCCUGCACCAUCAACCCAAAUACUACCAACAAUACACCGCUCCCCGUCCUGGUGUAUGUCCACGGCGGAUCCCUGCUGUACGGCGGCGCCAAUCUCCCCAUUUUUGAUGCCGUCAACCUAGUUUCCCACAGCAUCGCCAUCGGCAAACCCAUCAUAGUCGUCAACUUCAACUACCGCGUCGGCAUCGGCGGAUUCCUAGCCGGCGAUGCCAUUGCGCGCGAGCUGGCGCGCGAUGGGUUUGCGGGCAGUGGAAACUUCGGAUUCACAGAUCAGCAGGUUGCGUUCGAGUGGGUGCAGCGGUACAUCCCGUUCCUGGGCGGAGAUGCCAACAAUGUCACAGCGGUGGGUGAGUCCGCUGGUGGUAUAUCCAUCAGUAACCAGCUCCUAGCAAAGAACCCAACGAUUUUCAAUCGCGCAGUGUGCAUGUCUGGAUUAUCCGCUGCUAUCCCGGCGUGGACGAUGAAGCAGCAUGACCGGUUCUUCGGGGACGUGUGUCGCCAUUUUGGCAUCGAUCCUGCAAGACCUGAUGCCCUGGACGGACUCCGCGCUGUACCGCAGCAGGAACUUGCGAAUGCAACCCCAAUUAUUCAGGGCGUGCUGACUGGCACGGGGAAUCCAUGUCUGGAUGGAUGGUUUUAUGGAAAUUCGGACCCGCGGGAUAUCCAUGCUCCGCCGGGCUGGCUGGAGGGACUUAUGCUGGGCGAUACCUACCAUGAAGGCGUGAUCUUCCACCUUAAUCUGCUGGAAGAGGACUAUGAGAGCAUUCGCCGAACUCUCCAAUCCUAUAUCGAGAACGAGGUAUAUACGGACCAAAUACUGGAUGACUACGGGAUCAACAAGGAUCUAUCUCCCGAGGAGCUGCUCCUCCGCGUUGAACACAUGUGCGGCGAUGCCAUCUUCAAGAUUCCCAAUUACGUGCAGGCGCAGACACAUCUGUCCAAAAACGUGUCAAUUGGCUCUACGCUGUUUAUGUACCACUUCGAUCAGCGAUCCCGCAUCCCGAAUGCGUUGGAGGGAACGGCAUACCAUGCCCAUGAACUGCUCUAUCUAUUUGGGAACCUAGACCAUGCGCUCAACGAAGAUGAGCGUCGCAUGGCGCGGGAGUUUGCAUCCGCAUGGAUCUGUUUCGUGAACGGGCUGGAGCCAUGGGAUGCCAGUGAAAAGAAGUGGAUGGUCUGGGGUCCAAACAGUAGCGUGAAGCUCAAAUCAGAAGAGGAAGAUGAUACCGUGAGAGGCUAUGCUCGGAUGAAGAAGGUCUUGAACCUGGGGAGCGGCGAGAUAUGGAAGAAAUGGCUGGCUGGUGUGGAUGCUCUAGUAAAUCAUCGACAGCACUGGAAAGAAUAG